Messenger RNA from Boleophthalmus pectinirostris (great blue-spotted mudskipper), 1005 nucleotides. RefSeq names its product guanylate cyclase activator 1B (gene guca1b). Gene Ontology annotation, molecular function: calcium sensitive guanylate cyclase activator activity; calcium ion binding. The transcript has 4 exons. The coding region runs from base 191 to 787 and encodes 198 amino acids. Gene Ontology annotation, biological process: visual perception. The record is from RefSeq and is a predicted model, not a curated record. NCBI's taxonomy places the organism in Eukaryota, Metazoa, Chordata, Actinopteri, Gobiiformes, Gobiidae. Gene Ontology annotation, cellular component: photoreceptor inner segment; cone photoreceptor outer segment.
CUGUCUACUUUCAUAUUGGAUUGGACUCAGUUGACAACACAGUGCUUCUUUUGACACAAUGGACCAGCAAAUGACUAACACAAUUUAAUUUUCUUUGUUCUGGAGUCCACAAAUGUUUUUUUUCUCUAUUAAUAUUUGGAUAGAAUAAUGUAUGUGAUUACAGAGUAUAGUUGAAAUAUCUAAAACCGAAAUGGGUCAGCAUCUGAGCGAGGAGAGUGAUCCUGACAAAGAAAUAGAUGUUGCAGAGCUGCAGGAGUGGUACAAAAAGUUUGUGGUGGAAUGUCCAAGUGGGACUUUAUUCAUGCACGAAUUCAAGAGCUUCUUUGGAGUAACGCAGAACCAGGCAGCGGCUAACUACAUUGAGAACAUGUUUAGAGCUUUUGACAAGAAUGGAGACAAUACCAUAGAUUUUCUGGAGUAUGUGGCAGCUUUAAACCUAGUGCUAAGAGGAAAAUUGGAACAUAAGCUCAAAUGGACUUUCAAAAUGUAUGAUAAAGAUGGGAGCGGGUGCAUUGAUAAAACUGAGCUCCUGGAAAUUGUAGAGUCCAUAUAUCGACUGAAGAAAGCCUGUCAUGGAGAGCUGGAUGAGGAGUGCAAUCUUCUGACCCCAGACCAAGUGGUGGACCGGAUAUUCGAGUUGGUGGAUGAAAAUGGAGAUGGUGAGCUGUCCCUGGAUGAGUUCAUAGACGGCGCAAGAAGGGAUAAGUGGGUGAUGAAGAUGCUGCAGAUGGACGUGAACCCAGGGGACUGGCUUGGAGGAGAGCAAAGAUGCAGUGCAGACUUCUGAAGGCCACCUGACAGACACUUACGAUUUUGUAAAAAUUCUGUAUGUACAAUACUGUCAUAAUGCAGUUGUAAAGUGAUGAUGUCACAGCUCUACUCCCGGACCCAAUGCAACUCUAGCUUCAAACAUUACUGUGAAAUUAUUAAAAUGUUUAAGGCUUUGAAUAUUGAUACAGUGUUUUAAGACAUCUCACUGUACAAAAACAUUAUAUGCACUCUGCA